Molecule: messenger RNA, 1730 nt
Organism: Andrographis paniculata
Lineage: Eukaryota; Viridiplantae; Streptophyta; Magnoliopsida; Lamiales; Acanthaceae
Product: E3 ubiquitin-protein ligase ATL42-like
Exons: 1
Coding region: 115-1419 (434 amino acids)
Source: RefSeq, a predicted model, not a curated record
AAACAGCAUUGACAUAUCGAUUUUUGGAUUUUUGUAGGAAUCAAGAUAAGUAUUUACUGGCAGAAUCUCUGCAACUUCAAUUUCAGUUUCUUAGUUCCAUCAACACAUUCCGCCAUGUUUCCGCCGCUUCUUCCGGUCCUAUUCCUCCUCCCGGCGGCGGCGGCGGCGGCGCCGCCUCCGCCGGCGAUGGCGCAAGAUUCGAUUGCGAAUUUUCAGCCGAGCUUGGCGGUGGUGAUCGGCAUGUUGUCAAUUAUGUUUUCCCUAACCUUCGUCCUCCUCCUUUAUGCGAAAUUCUGCCACCGCGCCUCCUCCGUUCACAACCUUACCCACCAAAUACAGGACAGCCUUGUCCGGUCGAGGUCCCGGAUCUCUGGCGUGGAUAAAACCGUCGUCGAGUCGCUCCCGUUCUUCCGAUUCUCCUCCCUCAGAGGCUCCCGCGACGGCCUCGAAUGCGCGGUCUGCCUCGCGAAAUUCGAGGACGUCGAGGUCCUCCGGCUGCUGCCCAAAUGUAAGCACGCCUUCCACAUCGACUGUAUCGACCAGUGGCUCGAAAAGCAUUCCACCUGCCCGCUCUGCCGCCACAAGGUCACCGCCGAAGACCUCUCCCACCUCUCCUUCUCCACCAGUCUCCGAUUCCUCACCGGCGCCGGCGCCGAUUCCAUCAGGCUUGACUCCAAUAAUCUCGAGCUCCACGUCCAGCGGGAGGAGUCUCGCCAUGGAUCCUCCAGAUUCAGCAUUGCCAGCUUCAGCUUCCGCAAGACGGCGGCGGCGGCGGCCGCCGCCGCCGCCGCCAACGAGGAGCGUAUCCCGAUACAGUCAAGUAUGGACUCCGAGGAGCCCCCGUCCGACCACUCAAAAACCCUACACAAAUUCAACCACAAAAUCGAUCUCGUCGUUUCCGACGUUGUCCUGAAAAACCGGUGGAGCAACGUCAGCUCGUCGGACCUCAUGGUCCUGAAUUCCGAGAUGCUGAACUACGUUUCCAGCGCGAGAUUUUCGUCGUCAUCCAUGGAUCGCCGGAAUCCCGCCGGCGAUGUGGAAAUAACUGAGAACGUCGCCGACGAUCACGUGAUGGACAUCAGGGAGGAAAUGGAGAGGAAGAGAGUGUUCGAGAAAAAAAUCAGGGAAAUCAAGGAAAGUACUAAUCGGACAUUAAUUCCGGCUGGGCUUCCGGCAACAUUGUUGCCGGAAUCGAACUCGCGGAAAGUGGAAUCGAAGGCUGCAGCCCUGAGUCAGAGUGACAAGAGAUCCAUGUCCGAGAUCAUUGUUCAUCCCAGAUUCAUGGAGAUUACGAGGAACAAAGUUUCAUCCGUGAAGGAGGAAAGAACGAGGAGGAUUUGGUUGCCGAUUGCAAGAAAGACAGUUCAGUGGUUUGCGAAUAGGGAAAGAACAACUUCUCCACACAGAUCAAACAUGUAACUAAUUUUAAUUAUCGAUCUCAAAUUACAAACACCCUUUUUUUUUUUUUUUUUUGGGAAAUUAAUAUUGAUACGAAGAACAAAACAUAUUAUUAUUCAUAGUUGGUUAUUCUUUUUCCUUUUCAAUAUUAGGACGUUUUUGGCACAAAUUGAAUGCAAAAGGAAAAGAGAAAACUGAAAAAGACACUUGAUUAAAUAAAUGUGUUAUAAUUUUUUAUUUAAUAAUUUGUUGUAAUGUACACGUAAGAGAAACAAUAAGGUGACAUCAUGUGGACAUUUACUUGGUCAUAAAUUAAGAUGAAUUUUAAUUAA